This is a messenger RNA of Egretta garzetta (little egret), 1464 nucleotides long. RefSeq names its product family with sequence similarity 13 member C (gene FAM13C). Bases 1 to 1464 code for a protein of 487 amino acids. The transcript has 12 exons. The record is from RefSeq and is a predicted model, not a curated record. NCBI's taxonomy places the organism in Eukaryota, Metazoa, Chordata, Aves, Pelecaniformes, Ardeidae.
AUGUUUUCUUGUUUCUGUUUCAGCAUUCAGGAGAAUUCCUUCAACACGACAGCUUUAGCAGAGUGUGACGAGGAUUCAGACUCUGUACAUGAAAACCAAGCAGCCAGUUCCAGCCCCAGAGAUGAUGAUAACAAAGAAAAUUAUCCGGACAACGCUGCUGUCUUAGAGGAAAGGCAGCUGCCUUUGCAAGAUACUCAGCAGCACAAGCAGCAAGCUGUAAAUGACUACACUCUAAAGCCUGAAAUGGGCAACUUAAAGCUAAGAAAACCUAAGCCCAUUGCAAAGCUAGAAAAUGGAAAAAGCCAUGAGGAAAGUCAGGAUCUGGAAAGCACGUUGCCAGGCCUCUCGGAGUGGCAGGUGAAGGCUGGAUCCUCAGCUAAUGACUGUGUGCAGAACGUGGCUUUCAGAUGCCAGGAAGCAGUCGUGAGAUUUCAACCAAGAAUAGAUCAGAACACAUGCAUUUCACCAAAAGAAGGAACCGAGCAAUUUAACAGCUUAAAUGAGGAAGAAACUCCUCAGCUGCCGGCACCCAAGGAUCCAGCCCCUUCAUCAGUCCAAACCAGUGUGCAAGCUGAUGGGGCCAGUUGUGGAGAGCCUGUGCCAGCCCACAGGGACUGGCAGAAUGACAUGGACAGCAGCCCACAAGAACACCACUCCCUAGGGACCAGCCGCCUGCUGUAUCACAUUACGGAUGGAGACAAUCCCCUUUUGUCACCACGCUGCUCUAUCUUUAGCCAAAGCCAGAGAUUUAAUCUAGACACAGAGUCUGCCCCUUCUCCACCAAGUGCUCAACCUUUCAUGAUGCCGAGAAGUUCUUCUAGAUGUAACUGUGAAGAGUGCAAAGAACCACAAACAGUAGCACAACUUACCAAGCACCUUCAGAGCCUGAAGAGAAAAAUUAGGAAGUAUGAAGAAAAGUUUGAGCAAGAAAAAAAGUACCUGGUAACUAAGCAAGAAAAGAGUCUCAUGAAACCUCUUUACGAUAGAUACAGAAUUAUCAAGAAACUCCUCGCAACUCCAUCUUUGAUCACAACAAUUCAGGAGGAGGAAGACUCAGAUGAAGACCAUUCUCAAAGCAGCCACGAGUUGUCAUCCGGCCCAAUGUCUUGCCUCCCUGUCGAUGAGCACCUGUGUUACUCUCAGGAGGAGACCGAGCCUGCGUAUGUUUCACCUCUGGAUGAAAAGAAAGUUUUCAGGCAAACAGCCUUGUCUAUGUCCAAUUUACAUGAGGCAACAAUGCCCGUUCUGCUUGAACAUCUCAGAGAAACAAGAGCAGAUAAGAAAAGGCUUCGCAAAGCUCUGAGAGAGUUUGAGGAACAAUUUUAUAAACAGACAGGAAGGAGUCCUCAAAAGGAAGAUCGGGUGCCAAUGGCAGAGGAAUACUCCGAAUACAAGCACACAAAAGCCAAAAUCAGGCUCUUGGAGGUUCUCAUCAGUAAGCAUGAUAUUUCCAAAACAAUUUGA